ACACGUAGAGCCAGCCCGGGUAGAGGAGGGCCAGGAACGGGAGCACGGUGCCGUGCAGCAGCCGGGGCCUCCGCCGGUACAGCGUCACCGAGCGGACCAGCUCGUCGCCGGUGCCGCUGUCAUGCUGCUGGUUCACCGAAGGGGCCAUUUGCAGCUCGCCCGGUCCCCGGAUCCCGUCCGCGGCCAUUCUCGCCUCUUUCUCGGCGUCGUUCACGGCAGGCUGCUAUGGAGAUCACGGCAAAGUACUGCCACAAAGAAAUGGAGGAAUAUGGUUCAUGUGUGGCCUCCAACCCAUCAACAUGGCAGCAGAACUGUCAUGAGCUGAAGAUGAAGGUGGCUCAGUGCACAUCAUCACACCCGGUGAUCCAGAAGAUCAGACAGGACUGUUCCCAGCAGUUUGUGGAGUUCGAGCGCUGCCUGAAAGAAAACCAGAACCAACCUGCCUCCUGCUCAGCGCACGUGGCUCGCUUCCUGGGCUGUGCGGAGACGGUGGAUAUCAGUGGAGUGGAUGCAAAUCCUCCAGCUCAGCCAUCGUAGCACGGAGACGCCAGCGUUCCUCCACCUUCAGAUCACACCUGUGAUGGUGUCGCUCCACACGUCCACAGGCUCAGUUACUGUAUGUACAGUGCGGUUUGGACAUCUGUUUUCCUCUGUGUGCAUUUGUGCUCAACAAUAACAAACAGAGGAUUGUGAAAAGCACUGUGACCUUAAUAUAUAUAUAUAUAUACAUUUUAAUUACUGUGUCCCUUUAUCAUGUGAAUGUUAAUGUCAAAAUAACAUUUAUACUUGAGUGUAAGUGGAACGUCUGGUUUGUACUGGAUUUAUUGACCAAUUUCAUUAAAAAUCCGACUUCUAUUA
This is a messenger RNA of Limanda limanda (common dab), 858 nucleotides long. RefSeq names its product coiled-coil-helix-coiled-coil-helix domain-containing protein 5. The transcript has 4 exons. The coding region runs from base 226 to 537 and encodes 103 amino acids. NCBI's taxonomy places the organism in Eukaryota, Metazoa, Chordata, Actinopteri, Pleuronectiformes, Pleuronectidae. The record is from RefSeq and is a predicted model, not a curated record.